CCGAAUUUUGACAAUAGGUUAAUUGGUUAUGUGUCAAGUUUGAAAACAUUAAAUAGCAAAGAAUUGAAAUUCCAAUAAAAUGCAUUCUUUUUUACAAAGAGGCAAUGCCCUUCUAGCUUAUACGUUAAGUGUAUUGGCCUGUUUAACAUUUGCUUGCUUUAUCACAACGGUGUUUUUGAAUUACAAAACUGAAGCCGAUAUAACCCCUGUUAAAAUAGUCGUGAAAAAUGUUCCCGACUAUAGUGCCUCUAGGGAAAAGAAUGAUCUUGGAUUCUUAACAUUAGAUUUGCAAACAGACCUCACAAACUUGUUCAACUGGAAUGUUAAACAAUUGUUUCUGUAUUUAACUGCAGAGUAUGAAACUGCCAACAAUAAAUUGAAUCAGGUUGUUCUUUGGGAUAGAAUUAUUUUGAGGGGUGAAAAUGCUAAACUGAAUUAUAAAAACAUGAAUACCAAAUAUUACUUUUGGGAUGAUGGAAAUGGUUUAAGAGGUAACAAAAAUAUAACCCUCACAUUGUCUUGGAAUAUAAUUCCCAAUGCUGGAUUUCUACCAAAUAUUUUUGCUCAUGGAUCUCACUCUUUUGAAUUUCCAGUAGAAUAUACUACUUCAAGAAUGUAAAGAAUUGGUUUUUUACUAAUAAAAAAGUGUUAAUUUCUUUUUUUAUAA
This is a messenger RNA of Harmonia axyridis, 667 nucleotides long. It is a transcript of the gene Spase22-23, whose product is annotated as signal peptidase complex subunit 3. The record is from RefSeq and is a predicted model, not a curated record. Gene Ontology annotation, biological process: protein targeting to ER. Gene Ontology annotation, cellular component: membrane; signal peptidase complex. The coding region runs from base 80 to 619 and encodes 179 amino acids. The transcript is spliced from 4 exons. NCBI's taxonomy places the organism in Eukaryota, Metazoa, Arthropoda, Insecta, Coleoptera, Coccinellidae.